GUAAAAUCUCAUGGAAAUAAAUGUCUACUUAACUUAUAGAACCCAUCUUGUGCAUAGUUCAUCUCUAUUUUGUCCUCCCGUCGAGGUAAAUCUUAGGGCAAUUUUAAAUCGCCGACGGACGUCUCGCCGCCGUGCCGCCUCUUUCUCCGCUUCUUUCGCUACUUCGCAGACCAUUCCGCCGCUAUGUCUCAGGUAGACAACAGAAAUUCGUCAGCAGCCAAGCGUGCUAGAACUGACGGUGGGCGCAGGGAAGAUGAUUGGACCUGUCCCAGUUGUGGCAAUGUCAAUUUUUCAUUCAGGACAACUUGCAAUAUGCGUAAUUGCACUCAGCCUAGACCUGCAGAUCACAAUGGAAAGUCUGCUCCAAAACCUAUCCAACCUCCACAUAGUUUCUCAUCGCCAGGGAGAUAUUUAGGAUCUGGGGGUCCCCCUUCGGUAUAUAUGGGCGGGUCACCAUAUGGAUCUUCUCUCUUUAAUGGGUCGUCUAUGCCUCCUUUUGACGUACCAUUUUCUGGUGGCUCGCCUUAUCAUUUUAACUAUAACAGCCGAAUUCCUGCCGCAGCUCAUUACAGACCGUUACAUAUGGCUGGACCACCACCGUACCAUGGCGGAUCUAUGAUGGGAAAUGGUGGUAUGUAUGGAAUGCCUCCACCAAUGGACAGGUAUGGCCUUGGUAUGGCUAUGGGUCCUGCUGCUGCUGCUGCAAUGAUGCCAAGACCCGGGUUCUUUCCAGAUGAAAAACCACAGAAGAGAGAUUCAACUCGUGAUAAUGAUUGGACAUGUCCGAAUUGUGGUAAUGUAAACUUCUCGUUCAGAAUUGUAUGCAACAUGAGAAAGUGCAACACUCCAAAGCCUGGGCCCCAGCAAGGUGGAAGCUCAGAUAAAAUUUCAAAACAAAAGGCACCAGAAGGGAGCUGGAAGUGUGACAAUUGUGGGAACAUAAACUAUCCUUUCAGGAGCAAAUGCAACAGGCAAAACUGUGGAGCUGAUAAACCAGAGGAUCAGUCAAACGAAUCUCCUUCCCAUGCACCAGAAGAGAACGAUCAGUGAGUCGUAGACAUGUUUGGGGGGGUUGAGAAGGGUGUGAUUGUCUGAUCCAGCGGGUGUCUCGUAAUGUCAGUCAAAUGUCUCGCGUCAGGUCGUCCAUGUUGCAGCGGUCGUCAAAAGUUGCUUUUGUCUAUUUUUAUGUCUCUUUGGGUUAGCUCUGUGUUGUAUCAAUGCAUCAAAUUGUUUUUAAUCUACUCUUGUGGUCGUUAUGGAUCUUUUACUAUAGAAUCCUUCUCCAGGUCUAUUAUCCUGUUCACAUACAUCCUGGUCUUCUUAGUUGGCACUUUUGGUUAUACAUUCUUCUUUGUUAUUCACGUUGGUCGUUUUUCUUACCGUAUUACCAUCUUCGUAAAAUUAGUGUUUUUUCGGUUAAUGGAGUCUUUCUUGGGGGUGCAAAGAGGUUUUAGAUAGAAUUAACUAAGCAAAAGUUAUUGAUGAACUUAUAUUUCUACCC
Molecule: messenger RNA, 1501 nt
Organism: Thlaspi arvense
Lineage: Eukaryota; Viridiplantae; Streptophyta; Magnoliopsida; Brassicales; Brassicaceae
Source: the annotation of a GenBank genome assembly